Molecule: messenger RNA, 549 nt
Organism: Lichtheimia ornata
Lineage: Eukaryota; Fungi; Mucoromycota; Mucoromycetes; Mucorales; Lichtheimiaceae
Exons: 5
Coding region: 1-549 (182 amino acids)
Biological process (GO): DNA replication; double-strand break repair via break-induced replication
Cellular component (GO): GINS complex; nucleus
Source: RefSeq, a predicted model, not a curated record
AUGGCUUUACCGCGACAACAUCAGUCUUCGUUCACUCCUCGUGAAAUUGAAUUCCUUGCCGGCAAUGAGACGAUAACAAUCAUUCCCACAGUCAAACUACCAAAACUCGACUUCAUUCAGGGCACCAUUGGACCUUUUCAACCACCACUCAAAAGUACAGUUCCAGUAUGGCUUGCUCUGCUCAUGAAGAGGAACAAUUUAUGCACAGUGGUGCCACCAGAGUGGUUAACAGUUGAAAACUUGACGAGCAAAUUGGAAGAUGAGCAAACAGAACCCGAAUUCAGUCAGCUACCGUUUCGAUACAUGGAACUCUCACAUAUGUUAUUAGAAGUGGCAUCCACUGAUAUCCCUAAUGCGGAACAAGUACGGCGGCUAUUGAAGGAUUUAAGAGAAACACGACAAGCAAAGACACGUCUUGGUAUCCAAUCCCUGGAUGAUGAAUCCUUGAUGAUGAACAACAUGUCACUUAUGGAGAUCAACGAGAUUCGACCGCUCUUUAUACGUGCAUUCAACGAGAUGAGAAAGCUUAGACAAGCAGAAGACGCAUAG